Ectocarpus sp. CCAP 1310/34 is the source of this 2070-nucleotide messenger RNA. Lineage: Eukaryota; Phaeophyceae; Ectocarpales; Ectocarpaceae. The record is from the annotation of a GenBank genome assembly.
AUGUUUCUACUGGCAUGCUUGAUUGGGGCUAUCUGCCUUCCCCUCAUCACCAGAGGCAAGAGAAACUUCAGCUGGCGAAACACCAAGUUCAAGCGCUUGUUUCGAAGUGACAUCCUCAUCCUAGUGAAGCUUUUACUUGUGCUGAAGGUCAAGGCUGCGCGAGUCCGCGGCGUUGACUGGAGUGUAGCAGACAUGUUCGAGGAGAUCCUCUAUCGCCACGGCGGCAAACCAGCAAUCGUGGUGGCUGAAACGGGUUCAUCUACCACUUACACUCUGCUCGAUCGAAGAUCAAAUCAGGUCGCCUACUGGGCUCUGAGCCAAGGCCUCCAGAAAGGAGACGUUAUCGCGCUGAUCAUGCCGUCGUGCCCUGACUACGUGGCCAUUUGGCUAGGCAUGGCGAAGGUUGGGGUGUGUACGGCCCUUGUCAACAUCCACACCAAAGGCCCAGCGCUUGCACACGCAGUCCGGAUCGCUCUUGAGCAGUCGAAGUCCCACACCCCGAUCGUGGUGGUGGAUGAAAGCCUUGCCUCACUGAUGGGUCCUGACGUCCUUGAUGCGCUCCCUGAAACGGUGCGUAUCUGCGUGUACGGGGGAGAAGCAGAAGCUGGGGGCAUCUCACGAGAUGAUAUGCGGUCACAGCUAGCAACAAUGAGUCAAGGCUCUGUCCCCGAGGGAAGUCGUCGGGGGAUCAUGUGGAACAGCCCUUUGAUUUACAUCUACACCUCGGGCACCACCGGCCUACCCAAGGCUUCCAAAAUCAGCCAUCUCCGUUUCUUCUCCUCAGCUGUCAUGUUCUCCGUAACGGCCAGACUGCGUUCUGACGACAGGGUGUACUGCGCGCUGCCCCUCUACCAUUCCUCUGGCGGCAUGCUGGGCGUGGGUGGAUGCUGGCGUGCUGGGUGUACCCUAGUUGUUCGCAGGCGCUUCAGCGUGCGGCAUUUUUCGAGCGACUGCGUGGCGCAUCGGUGCAGCGUUGUGCAGUACAUUGGCGAGGUAGCAAGGUACUUGGUGAAUUCGAGCGAGACAGAUCUAGACCAGCAGUGCUCCAUCAGGGUUGCAUUCGGGAAUGGUCUAAGCCCUGACGUCUGGCGCCGCUUCCAGCAAAGGUACCACGUCCAGCGCAUUUGUGAGUUUUAUGCAUCCACCGAGGGAAAUGUGGCCAUGGUCAAUACCACAAGCAAAGUAGGGGCUGUGGGCGUUGUUCCGUGGUUUGCCGCAAAGCUCUACCCGACUCUCCUUCUUAGGAUGGACCCCGAGGGCGAGGAGUUGCUGCGAGACAGCCGGGGUCGCUGUGUGUCCUGCCAACCUGGCGAAGUUGGUCAACUAGUGGGGCUCAUCAAUGACCACGACCCCGCCCGACGAUUUGAGGGGUAUACCGACUCAAUGGCCUCCGCGAAAAAGAUCGUGCGAGAUGUCAUGCUUCCCGGUGACCUCUACUUUGCAAGUGGCGACUUACUUCGGAAGGACGCGUUUGGAUUCUACUAUUGGGUGGACCGGCUCGGAGACACGUUCAGGUGGAAAGGAGAGAACGUGGCUACAACAGAGGUGGCCCACGUAAUCUGUGGUUUCCCAGGAAUUGCAGAUGUGAACGUUUACGGGGUUGAAGUCCCCGGGACAGAAGGGCGGGCUGGAAUGGCGGCUGUCGCGUUGAAAGAAUCAAGUCAAGCGGAUGAACUCGACUGCAAGAGCUUUUUCCAGCACUUGGACAGGCACCUCCCAAGUUUUGCCCAACCACAAUUCUUGCGGGUUGCGGCGAUCUCGAGCUCGACCUCCCAGAUGACGCCAACAUUCAAGCGCAUCAAGACCCAGCUCAGGAAGGAGGGUUUCGAUCCUGCAAAUGUUGAAGGAGAAGCCCUACUACUUCGCGACGGCGUCGACAGGACAUUCGUGCCUCUUUCGAGGCAUUUGUACGAGGCAAUCAGCGAUGGCUCGUUACGCUUGUAGCUUCGUGCGCGUUCUACUGCCGUCCGUUUUUUUUUUCGUUAGAAGGGCUGCGUGUCAGCUCUGUACCCAACUAAAACUCCGGAGAAAUAGUCGGGGUACGCAUCCGACUCGGUGGCAAGAAGAGCA